Molecule: messenger RNA, 834 nt
Organism: Neofelis nebulosa (Clouded leopard)
Lineage: Eukaryota; Metazoa; Chordata; Mammalia; Carnivora; Felidae
Product: lysine-specific demethylase 4D-like
Exons: 3
Coding region: 97-834 (245 amino acids)
Biological process (GO): chromatin remodeling
Cellular component (GO): nucleus
Molecular function (GO): histone H3K9 demethylase activity
Source: RefSeq, a predicted model, not a curated record
UCAAAACGCUGACACCUGGGGACCAUCCAGGGCCUGCUGGAGCAGGAGUGCGGCGUGGUCAUCGAGGGCGUCAACACGCCCUACCUGUACUUUGGCAUGUGGAAGACCACCUUCGCCUGGCACACGGAGGACAUGGACCUUUACAGCAUCAACUACCUGCACUUCGGGGAGCCCAAAACCUGGUACGCGGUGCCCCCGGAGCACGGCCGGCGCCUGGAGUGCCUGGCCACCGAGCUGUUCCCGGGCAGUGCCCGCGCCUGUGACGCCUUCCUGCGGCACAAGGUGGCUCUCAUCUCGCCCACGGUCCUCAAGGACAACGGGAUCCCCUUCAAUCGGAUCACUCAGGAGGCUGGCGAGUUCAUGGUGACGUUUCCCUAUGGCUACCACUCUGGCUUCAACCACGGCUUCAACUGCGCAGAAGCCAUCAACUUCGCCACCCCGCGAUGGAUCGAUUAUGGCAAAGUGGCGUCUCAGUGCAGCUGCGGGGAGGCCAGGGUCACCUUCUCCAUGGACGCCUUCGUGCGCAUCCUGCAGCCUGAGCGCUAUGAGCUGUGGAAGCGCGGGCAGGACCGGGCUGUUGUGGACCACACGGAGCCCACCUCGCCAGACAAGGGGGAGCUCAGCGCCUGGCGGUGGGGUUCCGCAGGGGGAAGGGGGCUGGCUUUGAGUUCCCCCAAUGGCUGUUUCACUCUGGAAAGUGGGGCCUUGGGAAUUGGAUUGGUCAUGAGGAUUAACGCCCUUCUAAGAAGAGAUCUGAGACCAACGGAGGUUACAGCAGGGUCUGUAAACCAGGCAGUGGCCCUCACUAAGAACAUGACCAUGUUCGUGCCCUGA